Molecule: messenger RNA, 1155 nt
Organism: Clarias gariepinus (North African catfish)
Lineage: Eukaryota; Metazoa; Chordata; Actinopteri; Siluriformes; Clariidae
Product: NACHT, LRR and PYD domains-containing protein 4E-like
Exons: 4
Coding region: 195-431 (78 amino acids)
Source: RefSeq, a predicted model, not a curated record
GUACACUGGAGAUACUGAGUUUGUGUGGGUGUGACCUGACAGAGAAGAGCUGUAGAGUUCUGUCCUCAGUCCUCAGCUCAGAGUCCUCCAGUCUGAGAGAUCUGGACCUGAGUGUCAAUAACCUGCUGGAUUCAGGAGUGAAGCUGCUCUCUGCUGGACUGGAGAAUCCACACUGUACACUGGAGAUACUGAGGAUGAGUUACUGCAGUAUUACAGAUGAAGGUUUUGCAGUUCUUGCUUUCACUCUGAGGUCGAACUCCUCAUCACUUCUGAGAUAUCUGGAGCUGUACGGUAAUAAUGCAGGCGAAUCAGGAGUGAAGCUGCUCACUGAUCUACUGGAGGAUCCCCACUGUACACUGGAGACACUAGGCAUUGAGCAAUCUUUCCUCACUAAGACUGGUGUACGACAGGAGUCUCAGCUCAAGCAUUAGAUUCGCAGUUUGGGAGCUAACUCACUCAUAUUCAUAUGUAGAAGCUCCACAAUAAAGGAUGUGAUUAGUCACAAAAACCAUAAUGAUCACAUACUUUAUCCACUUAGCUACACAUUACUUUAGGCUUUACCAAGAUUUUUACACUCCAAAGUCAAAUCCUUCAGCAUCUAUACACAACACAAGACCUCAUCACCUUCUCACCAGGAUUAUACCCAUAUAGAUUCAUGUGCUACAGCAGUAUCUUUACCUCCUUAUUGUAAUUUUUUUCUUUAAAAUAAUUUUUAUGACACUGUUGGUAACUUUUUAUACACAUGACUAGGAUGAAGACCUGAAGCUGAGGAAUGUAGAAGCAGCGAAUAUGUUCUGAUAUUAGACUGUACUGAGUUCUCCAUCCCAAAGAGUCUCAUGAGGAACAGAAGUGCCAAAUAAAAUGUUACCUUCCUUCUUCCUAAUAAUUGUCAUGAUUUUUGGUGAUCAGCUAACAACAUGUUAGCACUUCACUAUUCUGUAACCUCACACCAGGUAACUACAGUAAACACGUGUAUGAGUAUGGGUAAGGUCAUGUGAAAAUGAAAAGAGCUGAACUUAAGCAUUUCCCUGCAUAUCGUACUGUGUAUGUUAUUUUCUAGUUCAAAUUCAAACAUAAAAUGUUUAAUAAUACCAAUCAAAUCAGACUUCAGAGUUCUGUAUCUGAGCUACAUACACUAAGUACACACACUGUACA